AUGCAUAUAGAUAGCCAGAAGGAACAAGCCUUUAUGCCUUAUCUUUUUUAUUACCUUCCUUCUGUUGUCAAUUUUUCCCCAGGCCCAGAUUAUAUCAAACAGAGAUUUCAGGAAGGUGUAGAUGCUAAAGAAAAUCCAGAAGAAAAAGUACCGGAAAAGCCACCUACACCAAAGGAAUCUCCUCAUUUUUAUCGCAAAGGCACGACACCCCCCAGGUCUCCUGAAGCAAGUCCCAAACAAAGCCACUCUGCCCAGCCCUCCUCCCCAAAACCCACAAAGAAGCAGAACCCCAGCUCAGGGGCAAGACUCAACCAAGACAAACGGAGUGUGGCUGAUGAGCAGGUGACAGCCAUCAUCAAUAAGCCUUUGAUGUCAAAGGCUCCCACAAAGGAGGUGGGAGCCAUGGUGCCCACGUCCAAGUACUCUGGCCGCCACCACAUCCCCAACCCCAGUAAUGGGGAACUGCAUUCUCAGUACCACGGCUACUAUGUGAAACUGAACGCCCCCCAGCACCCCCCAGAAGACGUGGAGGAAGAGGAAGGAUCAAGCCCGUCUUCCUCAGCGCUGGUGCACAAGCCAGCACCCAACAAAUGGAGUCCCCCUAAAUCUGUGACAAAACCAGUUGCCAAAGAAAGCAAAGCUGAGCCAAAAGCUAAGAAGUCUGAACUUGCUAUACCAAAGAAUCCAGCAAGCAACGAUUCAUGCCCUUCUUUGGAAAAAGAAGCCAAUUCAGGCCCUAAUUCAGUCAUGAUUGUCCUCGUCAUGCUGUUGAAUAUCGGGUUGGCCAUUCUUUUUGUUCACUUUCUAACUUGAUUGGAAUUAGGAAAGCCCCCAUCCGGCGAAGUUCUUGGCAUUGGCUACUCCAUCUGUCCUAGCAGAGUGUGACUAAACUGGAAAUGUAUGGAGCUGCACUUUUUUUUUUUUUUCCUGAUGGAAGUCAACAGCUGCCUUACUAUUUUACCAUCUGACGUUUUUAGUAGGGAGCUGGGAAAACAAACGACUGCCCGAAGAAUGCGGUCGGAGGAUUGUGUUGCUGCGGCCAUGGUUCCAACAUUCACUCCUAUCUCAUUAGAAGAAAUAGGUAGCAGCAUCACUCACCAGUCUUACGCCAUGACCUGCUGCUUUCACAUCUCCUGGAAUGUUCUGGGAGAGAACGUUUCGUUUGCUUGUGCACGCCUCUGUUCAUUCUUGCUGUUUAUUGAAGUAGGAUGUAUAGCCCUCUACAAUGUGUGGUCCUGGCUGGAGGAAACACACUUGUUGCAUCUCAAGGAAAAGAAACAACAACAUUCUAGAGAAGAUGUGUUCGUUGCGAUAGCAAUACAUCAUUUUUUUUUUCAUGCCGUUUAGUCUUCCUAAACCUGUAACAGGCUGUUUAAAAUUUAGCAGUGAUGAAGGCAUUAUACCUUCCUAAGAAAUAAUUUUAAAUAGUUUUAAUUAUGCCCUUAGGAGGUGCUAAAUUUUAAAAGCUGAAAGACAACAGAAUUCUAAGAAGUGUAGUCAAAACGUUGCAUGGAUUGCAGUAAUCAGUGUUUAAAGGAUUCAGUUUCAUUGCUGACGUACUUUACAACCAAAUAAAAUCUUGUCAGUGACUAUGUUAAUUCCCAUGAAAGUUAAGCAAGAUGCUAUUAAUAACUGCUCUGGUCUUUUUUUUUUUUUCUUCCAACUUAAAUUUUUGUUGAAUACAUUCAGGUAGAGCGUAAAGCUUUGUUAAACCUCUGCUUCUCAAUUUUACGCCUUUACGUGUGUUUCAAAGUCCUUUCGUAAUUUUAUUUCACAUUUUAAAGGCUUAGACGUUUUUAUUUAAAUAUUUGUCUUUUGCAGUCCUUUGUUAUUCUGACAUCUGAUUUUUUUUUUUUUGCUGUUUUAUAAUUCAUCCUUUAUUACUCAGAAGCAUGCUUAUUACUUAGAGACACUACGUGGUCUUUAUAAAGAUAAUUAUUUAAAAAGAAAUCAGGGGAGGAAAGGUAUCUUAAAUCUCUCUAAGACAUUACAUUGUGGAGAAGGAGCUAGCUAUUCCUAAAUAUUUUCAUGAUCUGCAUGGUUUAAUCAGAUUCUUGCUACCUUUUCAAUGCAGAAGAGACCACUCACGUGUUAGCACAGGUGUGGACUGAAUGCUUUGUCACCUGCAAGGUAGUAACCCAGUGAUGUUUUUUGCAGAAGUGCAAUAUGUUGAGAAUCCUGGGUGUGACCAAUAUGGAAUAAAGAAGAAAGCAGAAAGAGAGCAAAUGAAAAUUACAACUUGUAUAUUUAUUUAUUUUUUACAUUUUGCUUUGACUUUUAAAUUUAGGAAGUACGUUUUUAGCCAAGAAACGUUUGAGCUCCUGUGUCAGUCUCCGUACUCUCACUGCGCCUUCCUAACCCCAUAGCUCUUGAUGCUGGGAAAGCGGAUUUUUUUUAAAAAAAUAAAAUAUUUAAUCUUACUAAGUGUUUAUUUAAAACGUGUAAUGCUUUGGAAAUAAUGGGUAACAGAUAACUAAAGGAUAUGUUUAUAAAGUGAGCAUGUUGUUUCCAUUUAUAAAUAUAUGUAUGAUUUAUAAGCUUUUUUAAAAACAAAGCUCAAAUUGUUGGUAUUUUUCUAAAAUGUGCACAGCUGUAUUUUACAUGAAAGGCUCUUUCUAAUGGGUUGUUAUACUGUGCUCUACAUUUUGGACAGCACAUGAAGUCUGCCAAUGUACUUAAUAAAACAUGACCUUGUUUAUUUAAAGUUUCUUGCUGUGAAAAAGAACUCCCUACCUGUGAGUUCCUUUAUUUAUAAUCCUCGAAACCAAAAUGUAUAAUGUACAGUUUUCACAACUGUAUCCGCUCUAAUAAAAAGAGAAAGUUGGUUAUUAA
This is a messenger RNA of Leptonychotes weddellii (Weddell seal), 2832 nucleotides long. Lineage: Eukaryota; Metazoa; Chordata; Mammalia; Carnivora; Phocidae. The record is from RefSeq and is a predicted model, not a curated record.